Molecule: messenger RNA, 140 nt
Organism: Racocetra persica
Lineage: Eukaryota; Fungi; Glomeromycota; Glomeromycetes; Diversisporales; Gigasporaceae
Source: the annotation of a GenBank genome assembly
AAAAGGGACGAAGAAAAAGGAAUGAGAGAAAAGAAACGAAAUGAAAAAAAAAAACAAAAAAAAGAAAAGGAACAAAAGAUAAAAAGGGAUAAAGAAAAGGGACGAAGAAAAAGGAAUGAGAAAAAGGAAAAGAAACAAAU